AAUGGAGCGUCCAUCCAUGUAGUUUGUGCUGCCGUCUGUCUGUGCGUGCCUUGAUGCUGACGUACGUGAAAGAGUCUUCAUCAGGUCCUCUCAGAUGCGUGUUCGUGUGUGUGGGGAGGUUUUGUGUGGCUCCCUCUCCACGACCGCUGGCAUUUGGUGUAUACCGUCUCUUAGAACGAUAGACGAUGAGUAGAGGAUGAGUAGCCAACAGCAGCCGACUCACUGACCCGCACGUACACGGACGAGGGGAAGGGAGAGAGAAGGGAUGACUGCAGGCGUUGACUGAUGAGUGUGUGGAUGGACGGAUUCAUGGGAUCGAUACGUGAAGGUGUUGCAGUUGCGUGUUGGUCCCCCAAAUGCGCAAAUCAACUUCCCGCUCGAUAAGAAAAUGAGCCUUGGCAUGCUGCUGGCCCUGUUGUGCAUUUGCCUAUGGCAUCUGUGUGUGCUUUGCAGCAUGGGUACAUCCACAAGGUGAGGGCCGGCAAGGUCGUCCCCCGCAGUGACUGCAGGUCACACACUGCACACUGGAUGAAUGGAUGGAUAAAUGGAGUGGCGUGUCUGUCUGUCUGUCUAUGUGUGUGUGUGUGCGUGUGUGUGUGUGCAGGCAGGUCACGUCGUUGUCUCCGAGAGGAACUUCGUCUCCAAGUGUGAAGCCUGGCGGACGCCUGCACCGCACAUUCAGACAUGAACACAGCAACGCACCGGCGAUGGAUGUGUGUGUGUGUCCAUGUGUGGUCUGUCUGAUCUGAUCUUGUGCAGGGUUGUCUGGCGUUGGCCUUGUUCGAGGCACCUCCCCUCUCGCUCGCCACCCUCACCUCACCCGAGGCCCUCCAGAAAUUCGACAGAAUCCUCACACAGCCGCUGCACCAACAGCAGCCAUCGACAGCACCACCACUACCAGCGGCAGCAGCUGGGGACACCACUCAGCAGCAGCAGCAGCAGCAAGGUUCAUCGGCAGACCAGCAGAGGGCGGCGCAGGGCCAGGCCGCUGCGGCCAAGCCGAAGCCGAAGCCAAAGGUUAAGACCAAGCUGAGGCGGUUCAUCUGUGGCGGAGAGGACGGCAUGAUGCCAUGCCGCCGUUGCCCACCAGCCUUAAGAAAGAGGUACGUGGGCGGCUGACUGGCUGGGUGCCACUAAAUAUAGAGUCAUGUAGGGACGGCAUGAGUGUGUGGCGUAUGUCUUGUGUGUGUGUGUGUGUAUGUGGUUUCAGUCUGAUAACGCUAGGGAGGUUGCGGAGCUUCAGCAGGCCAACGCCUCCCUCGACCAGCAGCUGCUGGUGCUUCAGCAAUCUGCCGGUACGCUACGCGGGGUGGGCUGUCCAGCCAGCACAGCACAGCAUAGCAUAGUAGAUAGAAACUGUACCUCUCUUUCUCUCUGUGUCUGUGUUGUGUCGAUGUGUGUGCUUGAAGGGGAGUUGCGUGACACCAUUGAGUGCCGUCUUCGGUCGGCGGUGGGCGGGGAGCUGACGCGACAGGGGGCGGCGGUGGCGAUGGGCGGAAUGGGUCGUGGAGAGGGCCACGGGGGGGCAGAUGACCAGGUCAGGCUGACGAAUGGCGUCGGCUGAUCUACGUAAUACAUGCUGUGUGUGUGUGUGUGUGUGUGGAGGGAGAGACAGACCGCCCGACACACUCGAUGAACGUGUGUGUGUGGGAGCAUGAAGGGUAUAGGAACGUGUGCGCGUGUCGACUGUGAAAGCUACACACGUCAUUGUGACGAGAAUGUGAAGAGAUUUUCACCCUGUGGUGAGGACUGACGUACAUUUGUGUGGGUUUGUUUCUUUCGUUUAGUUGAUCAUCGUCCAUCAGAUCGGUCCGCCGAUAUAGACAUGAAAUGUGUGUG
Messenger RNA from Vitrella brassicaformis, 1839 nucleotides. Lineage: Eukaryota; Vitrellaceae. The record is from the annotation of a GenBank genome assembly.